UCGUCGUCGUCGUCGUGGUCUUGCCGGGUGCGGGGCCCGCGCCGCCAUGUCCUCCGUCUCCUGCCGCUGCUGCUGCUCCUGCCCGCCGGCGCCGAGGGCCAGGCCGGCCCCAGCUCCGGCCCGCACGCCGCGGGGCCCCCGGACUGGCCCCCCGCCGGUCCCGGGCCCAGCUUCAGCCUCUACCUGAGCGAGGAGGAGGUGCGCCGGCUGAUCGGUCUUGAUGCAGAGUUGUCUUAUGUGAGGAAUGAUGUGGUUAAUCACUAUGCGUUGUCCUUCAAUCUCUUAAUACCCAGCGAGACCAACAAUCUUCACUUCAGCUGGCAUGCUAAAUCCAAGGUUGAGUAUAAACUGGGAUUUCAGGUAGAUAAUCCCAUGGCUAUGGCUAUGCCCCAGGCCAACAUUUCUCUACAAGGAGAAGUUCCUCGCACCCUUUCAGUGUUUCGUGUUGAACUCUCCUGCGCUGGCAGACUCGACUCUGAGGUCACAAUACUAAUGCAGCUCAACUUGACAAUAAAUUCAUCAAAAAACAUCACAGUUUUGAAUUUCAAACGAAGGAAAAUGUGCUACAAAAAGCUUGAACCAGAAGUAAAAUCUCCAACAUCUGAUAAAAACAGCAGCAAGGCUCUCUUUGAUCCUGUAAAUGCAGCUCCCACCACUUCUACUCGUGUGUUUUAUAUCAGUGUUGGCGUGUGCUGUGCUGUUAUAUUCCUGGUGGCAAUAAUAUUAGCUGUCUUGCAUCUCCACAGCAUGAAAAGGAUAGAGUUGGAUGAUAGCAUUAGUGACAGCAGUAGCUCACAAGGUUUGUCCCAACCUUCCACACAGACGACACAGUACUUGCGAGCUGACACGCCAAACAAUGCAACGCCAGUAACCAGCUCCUCAGGUUAUCCUACAUUACGGAUAGAGAAGAAUGAUCUUAAAAGUGUCACUCUAAUGGAAGCAAAAGCUAAAGUGAAGGAUAUAGCCAUCUCCAGGGAGAGGAUAACUCUAAAAGAUGUGCUUCAAGAAGGCACAUUUGGACGUAUUUUCCAUGGGAUUCUAAUAGAAGAAAAAGACCCCAGUAAAGAGAAACAAGUUUUUGUCAAAACUGUUAAAGAUCAAGCCUCAGAGGUACAGGUGACAAUGAUGCUGACUGAAAGCUGUAAACUCAGAGGACUUCACCACAGGAAUCUGCUACCUAUCACUCAUGUCUGUAUAGAAGAGGGAGAGAAACCAAUGGUGCUGCUGCCAUACAUGAACUGGGGGAACCUUAAACUAUUCUUACGACAGUGCAAGCUGGUAGAGGCCAACAAUCCUCAGGCAAUUUCCCAGCAGGACCUUGUACAUAUGGCUAUUCAGAUAGCCUGUGGAAUGAGUUAUUUGGCCAGACGGGAGGUCAUUCACAAAGACCUGGCUGCUAGAAACUGUGUCAUUGACGAUGCACUUCAGGUUAAGAUUACAGACAAUGCAUUGUCUCGAGACCUAUUUCCUAUGGACUACCAUUGCCUGGGAGAUAAUGAAAACAGACCAGUUCGAUGGAUGGCUCUUGAAAGCCUGGUUAACAAUGAAUUUUCCAGUGCUAGCGAUGUGUGGGCCUUUGGAGUAACCCUGUGGGAGCUGAUGACUUUAGGACAGACUCCAUAUGUUGAUAUCGACCCCUUUGAGAUGGCUGCUUAUUUAAAGGAUGGCUAUAGAAUAGCUCAGCCAAUCAACUGCCCUGAUGAACUGUUUGCUGUGAUGGCCUGCUGUUGGGCCCUGGAUCCUGAAGAAAGACCCAAGUUUCAGCAGCUGGUGCAAUGUCUAACUGAAUUUCAUGCAGCAUUGGGAGCCUACGUCUGAAACUGCGGAAGAAGAUUCACUUCACUGGUUGGGAAAAGGCAUGGCAUACAUUGCAGCUCCGUGCAUCACUCGGACUCACACACGUGAUGUGUAUAAAGCAACACCAAAGGGAGAAAGCACUUCUUCCAAAACACUGUGCCUUAGAAUGCCUUAGUAGUCUGAAGUUUUUUGUAAGACCUCUUCGUGUUGAAUAUUUUCUAGAUAUCACUUUUGCUAAGUUAAAUUGAGACCUUUUUAUUUGCCAUCAGGAUUUUUAAAGUGUAGUGAUAGUGAACUUAAACACAAGAUUUGGAUGGACUUUGCACUCUUACAACAGAUGUGAUUUUUUUGAAGGGUUUAUGGAACUGGUAGUAAAGUAAGGAUCGGGGAAAUUAAUGCAAAAGCCACACUGCAGAAAACUUUCCCUGCUUUUUAAAAAAUGUUGAAACUGAAUCUUUCUGACCAGCUCUAGUGUUUGUUCUUGUAUGUAUCUGGAUAGCUUUUUAGUAUCAACUUCUAUUUUGAGACAACAGCACAUUGUGGUUGGAUCCACAAGCAGCAUCUUACUUUUUUAACCCACUCAUGAAUGUUUUUUGGAAAAGCUGGUCUUCAGGAUACAAUAUCUCCUUUUUAAAGCAGUAAGUGAUUAUGUAAAAGUGAUUCCAGUUUACCUCAUACAGAGAGUAGUGAAGGUGGGGUGAAAAUGGUGCCCCUCCUUGCAGAUAAAAGGCUGAUGUGAUUUUUAAGAUGGUUUUAUGUGCUAAAUAGAGGCCUUCAGAGAAGCGCCAAAGCAGCCCUUGUGUGGGAGUCUUUCACCUCAGACUUCCAGAUCGCAGUUUCUCUUGUUCAAAAAGGUACUGCUUGUUUUUUAUGGGCUUUUAUGGCCUGAAAUGGGCUUAAAUAUAUAAAUAUAUAUUUGUAAAGACACUUGCAGAGUAAAGAAUGUUUUUCUAUUACAUCUAAUGUGAAAGCUUGGUCCCUCACAUUGCCCUGUGUAUUGAAUGUACAAGUUGGUGGCGGUUGUUGGGCUGGAGUUGGCAUGAAGACAAAGUGGAUUGCCUCCCUUGCUGCAGAACUAGUCCCUGAGACUUAAUAUAUUGUCCUGCUCCCUUCUUUAACCCAAAUACCCAUUCCACCCCAGGUUAUUUUGAGUUGAACAUUACUUAAGAGGCCUGAAUAAGGUAUUUCAAGAAAAUGUGUGGUGAUCUAUCAAUUCAGCCUCAGUAACUUUCAUAUUCUAUAUAUAGCAAAGUUAUUUGUAGAAUAACUUUUAUUUCUCCAAUUGAUCUGUAGGUUGCAUCCUCUGCGUGGUGGCACCAUGAAGCAGGUUGCACUUCAGCACAAUGUGAAACAUGAAAAAUU
This is a messenger RNA of Aquila chrysaetos chrysaetos, 3159 nucleotides long. RefSeq names its product receptor like tyrosine kinase (gene RYK). NCBI's taxonomy places the organism in Eukaryota, Metazoa, Chordata, Aves, Accipitriformes, Accipitridae. The coding region runs from base 373 to 1818 and encodes 481 amino acids. The record is from RefSeq and is a predicted model, not a curated record. Gene Ontology annotation, cellular component: signaling receptor complex. Gene Ontology annotation, molecular function: ATP binding; protein kinase activity. The transcript is spliced from 16 exons. Gene Ontology annotation, biological process: cell surface receptor protein tyrosine kinase signaling pathway; positive regulation of kinase activity; axonogenesis.